Molecule: messenger RNA, 2691 nt
Organism: Juglans microcarpa x Juglans regia
Lineage: Eukaryota; Viridiplantae; Streptophyta; Magnoliopsida; Fagales; Juglandaceae
Product: sugar transporter ERD6-like 6
Exons: 18
Coding region: 348-1808 (486 amino acids)
Biological process (GO): transmembrane transport; carbohydrate transport
Cellular component (GO): membrane
Molecular function (GO): sugar transmembrane transporter activity
Source: RefSeq, a predicted model, not a curated record
GAGCGAAAUGUGGACGAGUCUUGCACCAAACUUACCUUUAAUCUGUGUAAACAGUAUGUCCAAGAGAGACACGUCUACACUCUGUCUUGACCUUCUGGCACACGGCCCUUCCUCUCGUAAGUCGUAACCCACUCGGUCAUCGUUCCAUCAUCAUCAAUUAUACACACGUUCCCAACAAAACACAAUAAUUCCAGAACACGAGGUUCUCGGCAUUUGUGAUCUCACUGAUUGUUUUGUCGUUUCCUUGGGUGCAUUUCAAACGAGGGUAUAGAGUUCAGGUUUUUGUCGGGCACUCGUAAUCAUCGAAGUGGAGACGGUGACUUGCCGAAAGUGUAGAAGACGAAGCAAUGAGUUUCAGAGAAGAAUCCGAGCCCGAGGACCUCAAGAAGCCGUUCCUCCAAACAGGGAGCUGGUACAGAAUGGGGUCGAGGCAGUCCAGCAUCAUGGGCUCCUCGUCCCAGAUCAUUCGUGACGGUUCCAUUUCCGUCAUGCUCUGCGUCCUCAUCGUUGCCCUCGGCCCCAUCCAAUUCGGCUUCACUUGUGGGUAUUCUUCCCCUACGCAAGAUGAAAUAGUCGAGGACCUGGGACUUUCAGUCUCGGAGUUCUCUAUAUUUGGUUCUUUAUCAAAUGUUGGUGCCAUGGUUGGGGCAAUUGCGAGUGGUCAGAUCGCAGAAUACAUUGGGCGUAAAGGGUCACUUAUGAUUGCUGCGAUUCCUAAUAUAAUUGGAUGGCUUGCAAUAUCAUUUGCCAGAGAUGCCUCGUUUUUGUACAUGGGUAGGUUGUUGGAAGGAUUUGGCGUCGGUAUUAUAUCUUACACGGUACCGGUAUAUAUAGCUGAGAUUGCACCUCAAAAUAUGAGGGGAACCCUCGGGUCUGUUAAUCAGCUCUCAGUGACAAUUGGACUAAUGCUGGCUUAUCUUUUUGGACUGUUUGUCAACUGGAGAGUGCUUGCAAUUUUAGGAAUUUUGCCAUGUACAAUAUUGAUACCUGGCUUGUUUUUCGUGCCAGAAUCUCCCCGAUGGUUGGCCAAAAUGGGGAUGACAGAAGAUUUUGAAACCUCAUUGCAAGUUUUACGAGGUUUUGAUACCGACAUUUCAGUUGAAGUGAACGAAAUCAAGAGAUCUGUAGCAUCAGCAGGCAAAAGAGCUACAGUCCGGUUUGCAGAUCUCAAGAGAAAGAGAUACUGGUUUCCUCUAACGAUAGGAAUCGGAUUACUUGUGCUCCAGCAACUCAGUGGUAUCAAUGGUGUUUUAUUCUAUUCAAGCAACAUCUUUGAAAAAGCCGGGAUCUCGGCGAGUAAUGUUGCAACUUUUGGAGUUGGAGUUAUUCAGGUUACGGCUACUGGGGUUACUACUUGGUUGGCGGACAGAGCUGGCCGCAGGCUGCUGCUUAUUGUGUCAUCGUCUGGAAUGACCCUUAGCCUCCUCGUUGUUGCAAUUGCAUUUUAUCUGGAGGACGUUGUAUCAGAAGAUUCUAAAUUCUAUAGCAUGUUUGCUAUACUGUCACUCGUUGGCCUUGUGGCUUUUGUGAUUUCGUUCUCUCUGGGACUUGGACCUAUUCCUUGGCUGAUAAUGUCUGAGAUACUUCCUGUGAAUAUCAAAGGCCUUGCUGGCAGCAUAGCAACGAUGGCAAAUUGGCUGACAUCAUUUGUGAUUACAAUGACUGCAAACUUGCUGUUGAGUUGGAACAGUGGAGCUACCUUCACAAUUUAUACCAUGGUUGCUGCUUUUACUGUUAUCUUUGUGUCACUUUGGGUUCCAGAAACUAAAGACAGAGCUCUGGAAGAGAUUCAGCAGUCAUUUAGAUGACUUUACUUCCUAAAGCAUAUAUUCAUCUUAAUCUGGCUUUGAAGUGGAUAUAAUGCCGGAGUCAUCGCAUGUAGGUUGGGUUACAUGGAUAUUCCUUAUUUUAUUCUUUUGCAAAACUGCAAGAAUUUGAGUUGAUCGGAUGCCUCCCUAGCAGCUCCAUAAACUCCCUGUGUAUAACAUAGGGGGUGUGAGUCUUCCAUCAUAUUUGCUUUGUGUUAGAGCAAUCACAAUGGUUUAUUCAUUUUGCAUUUGUUUGUAAAAUGGCCAGCAAUGGUUUGGAAAAUGCUCUAAAAAAUUAAAUGCAAAAUACAUUCAUGCUAUAUUGGUUGCCUACAUCUGGAUAUACAUGUAUGUAAUAAUUUUUUGUUGUGUCUUUCUCUUUAGUUAUAUUUCUUGCAAUUACAAUAUUUUUUGAAAAAGAUAAAUUAAAAUAUAUAAAAAAUAAUAGAUAAGUUGAUAUAAAUAGAGUAGACUACAAUUCCAUGAAACAAUCUUAGACACACCUAUCAGAGGAUAGAACUAUAGUUCUUCACUCUACAUAACAUUGAAUAGUGCCUCAUGAGUACAGAUAUUAUGAGCCCAUAAUGCAGACAGAAUCAUUUCUGGGUAUUCUCUGUUGUUUUGUCUGCAUGGAAGGAAGCAAGGAACCGCUUCAGAUACCUAUUGUAAACACAAGGUCGCUCCAGGUGAACCAAGUGACCUGCCUUCUUUAUGACCUGAAAUGAUGCAUUUUCUCCCAGUUGCCUGUGAUCACAUUGCCCAAAAUCACUUGGUACAAAAUUACUUCUUUUUGUAAAUUAACUUACCAACAUAUGCACUACUAAACUUCUGUAUUGUUCUAGAGAAAUCAUAUAAAUAAUUAAAUUUAUUUUUUAUUUAUUAA